AUGCGUGCUUUCCUCCAACGCCUCAACCCGCGAGCAUACUUCGCUGGGUCAUCAGCCCCUGAUACCACCCCCUACGAGCUAGUUCCCGAGUCUGAAGAAGAGCUCGGCGACAGCAUCCCCUUACUCCCCUCUUCAUCUACCCAAUCGCUCGACAAACAACUGGAACAGAUAGCACCACGGCGAAGACGAAGAAAAGAUUACCAAUGUGCCUCCCCUGCCCUGUUCGCGGGCAUCGCGCUGGGCGGGCUCUUCGCAGCCGUGGUCGUCUUAUGCGUCCUCCUUUUCCUCAGACAGCCGCCUGAGGAGCACAUACCCCCGCCCCCUCCUCCGCCGCCGCCAGUGUCAAACACCGACAUGUCCGACCCUAUCCUCGCCGCCCGCGCCCACGUUGCUGCAUUACGAGCCCGGCAACCGCAAACAUUAGUCCACGCAGCCUCCCGAUAUUCCCUCAAGACUGGGCGGUCUCCCCCUAGAAAUUACGAUCUCUGGUUCCAAUUCGCACGAGAGCAUGGCUGUCUCGUCGACGAAUACGACCAGAUCUAUCGCGACUUCAAGCCGUUCUACCAGCUGGCUGAGCGCGACCCAAUUUUCUUCCAGCGCAUGAUAGACGCUGCUUCUAAAAUGAUGGCCAACGAUGCGAAGGAAAUGGGGCGAUAUGAAAUCAAGAAUGGGAAGGUUAUCAGGCCAGAAGGGAAGCCGACGUCCUAUUGGGACACUGAGCCGCUAACUCUUGGCUGGUUUUCGCAUAUUCUUCCGGACCUCACUGUCAUUAUUAACGGCAAGGACGAGCCCAGAGUGGUCUUUGACGUCCGCCAAACUGGGGAUGCCAUCCGCGAUCGCGCCCUCAAGCUGACCGAGCAGAAUCCCUUCGAAGUUUCGCCCCAUCCGACCUACACAUACUUCUACAACAAGCCCGGAUGCACGAUUAUGCGGAGCAAGGACGGGUUUCCAGACGUUGCCAACGAUGAUAGUGCCUUCUUCUUGUCUAGUGCGAAAACACAGUGGACCGAAGACCUUUACCCAAUUCUCUCAAUGACCAAAGUCAGCCCUUGUUUUGCGGACAUUCUCUUCCCAAUUGAGUACUACUACACCCGCUCGUGGUGGUCACGUAAAUUCGGGCACGAGAACAAUAUCGCGUGGAACGACAAGCAGGAGAAGAUUUAUUGGCGCGGUACUGCCAGCGGCGGGCAGAUAUUCGACGACAACUGGCGUAACUUUACGCGCUUCAAGCUUGUAGACAAGUCCCACGCGCACCCGGACCUGCUGGAUGCCGAAAUCACGACUUUUGCGGACGAACUGUGUAUGGGCCGGCCAGAAUGUCAUCGUGAUCAGAUUAUGGCCGAGUAUAAGAUAACUGGGGCACUGACGCCGAAGGAAAAUGCGUACAAACACAAGUACCUUCUCGACGUCGACGGGAUGACGUUUUCGGGGCGUUUCUUGGGGCUAUUACGGUCAGGAAGUCUCGUAUUCAAGAUGACGGUGUUUGAAGAGUACUUCAACGAGUGGCUGCGGCCCUAUGAGCACUAUAUCCCUGUGGCUCCCGAUCUCUCCGACCUUUUCGAGAAGCUGGCUUGGGCGAAAGAACACGACGCGGAAGCGCGGAUGAUUCAGGAAAGGGGGAAGGCGGUGGCGGGGGGUAUAGUUACCGACGGGCAGAACGACUGCUACUUUGCGUUGGUGCUCCUUGAGUGGGCAAGGCUGCAGGAGAUCGCACGGAAUGCGACGGCGGGACAUCACUAA
Messenger RNA from Mycena indigotica, 1740 nucleotides. Its product is annotated as CAP10 domain-containing protein. NCBI's taxonomy places the organism in Eukaryota, Fungi, Basidiomycota, Agaricomycetes, Agaricales, Mycenaceae. The transcript has 6 exons. The record is from RefSeq and is a predicted model, not a curated record. The coding region runs from base 1 to 1740 and encodes 579 amino acids.